AACACGUAAACCGUGGUGGAAUUGAAAAGACUGCUAUUUAUUACACUUUACGUUUAAUAAAGUAAUGUUUUUCUUAAAGCUUAUCUGGCCAUAUGGUCAUCAUAAAAUAUCUUUAAUAAACUAGGCUAGAUUUUUUUAAUUGUAAAUAGCACGUUAGUGUCCUGGUCAGUCGGUUUAGUUCAAUAAAGGUAUCUUAUAACCAACGAUUCAUUAACACCCAGUUAAUUCUUUACAUCAACAUUGAACUGUUUAUAUAUAAGGUUUAUACCAUUACUGAUUUCUAUUAACUUUUUACUGGCAGUUUUAAGGAAAGUUGUUAUUCAAAAAAGGAAUUAUUCGGGUAGAAUAACGACCAUGUUUAACAUACUAGCGCGAGUGUUUUUUGCUCUGUGUUUAUGGUACGGUGGUACUGAUGGAGUGUGUACGUAUUCAGAGCUAAAUUUGGACCUGUAUGAUUGUUUUGAUACCAGAGGCCUUACCACAGAAUACGCUCUGCCAAUAAUUGAUACCACUAAUAAUGCCGCGACUUUUUGCACGUCACAACUGAGUGCUAUCAACACAUGUGUAGAAAAUGUCAUUCAGGCAUGCUCAGGAUACAGCGAUGUGACGAAAUUUUUUGGUGAUGGGACAACACUGUCUACGGGGUACUCCUAUCUUUGUAACCAGUUUACAUCGAAUAGUAAUGUCGAGCCCUUCAGUUGCGCUACAAGCGCCGACAUGGGCGCUAUAAAGACAUCCUUGGGUGAUUUUGACACGGCUGUUGACGCCUUGACAAAUCCAUCAGUAUCAGAAAUAUGCACGCUUGCAGACACUAUGACAGAGGGUUUUAUGACCGAGAUAACGACCGUAUGCUCCGGAUCGCCCACGUCACUCGCUAUUUGGGAUACGUACCUUUCUAGUUUGAAGGGCGCUUGCAGCGGCCAUGGAACGCCUGUUAUGAACACCUUAUUGUUCAUUCUCUCCGUGUCUUUGACAAUGUUGCUUUAAUUGUAGAAGAAUCAUAAAUAACCAGACGAUUCCUAUAUUCUUGAACUGAAUUCCAGAAUUCAUGGAAUG
Messenger RNA from Ruditapes philippinarum (Manila clam), 1056 nucleotides. RefSeq lists its product as uncharacterized. Bases 355 to 987 code for a protein of 210 amino acids. The transcript is spliced from 5 exons. Lineage: Eukaryota; Metazoa; Mollusca; Bivalvia; Venerida; Veneridae. The record is from RefSeq and is a predicted model, not a curated record.